Fonsecaea multimorphosa CBS 102226 is the source of this 3345-nucleotide messenger RNA. RefSeq lists its product as uncharacterized. Lineage: Eukaryota; Fungi; Ascomycota; Eurotiomycetes; Chaetothyriales; Herpotrichiellaceae. The coding region runs from base 1 to 3345 and encodes 1114 amino acids. The record is from RefSeq and is a predicted model, not a curated record. The transcript has a single exon.
AUGGCAGACAAACGCAGGAGGAAAAGCCUGAGCAUUUUCCGCCAGAAGGCGGACGACAGGCCAACGAUACAAAUACCUCCAAGUCCCCUGCUGGAGAAGCGGUCCAGUGACUACCUACCUAGCCCCGUGGACUCGGAUCCAUCGAGUCCCAAACCUCGUCCUAGAACCUUGCAGAAAUCCAGUCGGACCUCAGUGUUUGGGUCCCUGCGCUCGUUACACUCCCUCGACGAAGACGAAAAGCUUGCUCUGACGAGGUCCGACUCAAAAGCUUCGUCCUUCCAUGACGAACCGGACAUGAACGUGAAGGGACUCUUGGGCAGCAGAGUUCUCCAAUAUGGUGAAGUGCAAGCCGGCUCAAGCAACAUGUUCAGAAAAAGGACCCAGUUCAUAGUCCUGACCGAAUCACACCUCAUUCGAUUCAGGAGCCAAAUCAAAGCCGCCGAAAUGUUUCCUAGCAUCCCCAAUAGCCUCCACAAGGGUCAUACCGCGAGAACUUCGUCUGUGGGUUCCUAUCAAGAACUCCAAAUGUCAGCGUAUACGGACAUCACCUCAGGCGUUCCCCUGGACCAGGUGGUUGCGGUGUAUAAGAUCGACGAUGGACGGCCUUCUCCUGUGGUGGAAGUGGCAUACCUUGAUGAACGCGCAAGAAGAGCGUCUGCCAUUCAGCUACAGUUGAACGAGAUGCGCGAGGCAGAGCUAUGGAUUGCCGCCAUUCGUUCAGCCUGCGAUCAGGCGAGGUCUCUCGUCGAGCAGCACAUCCAAGAUCGAACGGUCGAGCAUCUUGCGCGUGUCGUGGAGCGGGAGAGAGACUAUGACCCUGAGCAUUUCCACGUCUCCAAAGUCAUUCAACGGCAAAUCAACAAGUCUACGGGGAGGGCAUCAGCUGAAGAUCUGACCAGACUCGGGUCUUCAACAACCUGCUACCUCGUUAUCGGAUUGCACAAAAUUCAUCUGGUGCCCCUCCAGAGAUCUUCCACACGUUCAUCGAGUACCUCUCUCAGCGAGCUGGAUGCCAUGACAUCCUACGCUAUUGUGACCUUGACUUCGAUUAAGGUCGUGGCAGACGACGACGGGUUCCAGUUGACUUUCAAACCGCCAAUGGCACAACCAUGCGUGCUACAGCUAGCUUCAUAUUCCGCUGGACAAAUUGCGCUACGGCUAAGAUCUGCUUCGGAAUACCUUCGACCCGAAUGGCUGAGGCAGCCUUUCAUCUUCGACGUCCCUGCAGAAAUCGACGACCAGAUGAUCCCACCGAAUUUUCCAAAAGAGGAGCACGACUGCUUUGAUCGAACAUUGAUCGCGUACUGUGCAGGCUAUGAUGUGGACACGUCCCGCAUUUGCUAUUCUGUUGAUUAUGACUGUGAAGAUGCACCAUGCUUUCAACUGCUUCCACCGUCAAAUGGUACCGCUUAUUCCGCCCUCGAAUUACUCGCUGUAUUCCGAGCCUUACGGUACAAUGAGUCGUUCUCGUCAAUCUCUUUCGCACGUAUCAAUCUAUUGCCGCUGCGUCUCUACUACGAUGGGUUCGGAUCGGACUUGGAUAGCCUGUUCACACGGUCUGGAAAUCCUACUAACAUCGCUGGCCACCAAGAGCUGCCCGUUCUGUCGCAAGAGAUCAGAGUGUUGGCGUUGAAGAGCCGGCGGUUGAGACGGCUAGAUUUCUCGCAUACCAUUCCACGACAAGCACAAGCGAGUGACGGAGAAGCUUUGAGCUGUGGAAUCCUGGAGGCUCUGACGCCACUGUGCAAGAGGUCCUUGACCAACCUGGACUGGAUUGUGCUCACAGGCCUUCGACUAUCAGAUUCCGACCUGAACUUCCUCGUUGAUGCGGCGUCGGAGAGGAAAUGCCAUCUUCGAGCGCUUGAAAUCGGCGACUGCGGCCUCUCAGUCCAUGAUAUUGACGUGCUCUUGUCCACAUUGGCAAUUCAGGAGAGCACUGUCGAGGUUAUCGACAUAUCGGGAGCGCAAGGUCGAUUUAGCCCCGAGCUUUUUCAGCGCGGAAUGGGUGCUUUUACCCGAAUCCGGCGCCUGAAUCUCACGCGAGUGCAAAAGACCGCUGGUUCAGAGCCUUUGCUCCCACCCGAAGUGCUUUUGGCUUGGAGACUCGAAGCGUUGUAUUUGUCGCAGACCGCUCUCAAUGAGCAGACAGUGGACUCGAUAUCUGCGUACCUGGCGACAUCAAAGUCUGAUAUCCUUCGAGAGCUACACGUCAAUCAAUGUGGUUUGACGGGAUUCGAUCUUGCGACCUUCUUCCGGUCAAUGACUCGAGACGAUAUGCAGCCCCGAACCAUGCACGUGAGUGCCAACGAGAACCGGCUAAAGACGGGGAACACGGUUCUAUUUAAGACGAUUGCUCAAAACUGUGGCCCUUCGUCAUUAAGUUUGCGGAUGAUGGAUUUUGAGAAAGAAAACCACUUUCGCGAAUUGAUCAAUGCCCUGAAAGUCAAUACGACGUUACGAAGUUUGGACAUAUCACGUGCUUCGUUGCCAUACGAUGCCAGUGUUGAGACCUGCGAGGCGUUGAAGGAGAUGUUUGCCACGAACCGGACCUUGGAGGAGCUUGACAUCAGCGGCGAACAUGCGCAUCUGGACACCACCCGCUUCGGCAUUGGCCUUAAUAUUGCGCUGAGAGGGUUGGAAAAGAACACUUCCUUAAAGCUACUGCGCAUCGAAUACCAGGCACUGGGUUUACAAGGCGCAAGCACGUUAGCCGAGGUGCUGGAGAGGAACGAAACGUUGCUGGAGAUCCACUGCGAACACAAUGACAUUAAUCUGCAAAGUUUCACGGCGCUUGUCAAUGCGCUCGAGAAAAAUCACACACUGUUGUAUAUGUCGACGAUGGACCACGAUAGAGCAAAAACAAUGGAUAAAGUGCGCCGCGAGAUCGAAACCAUGGAGCGCGCGGACCACCCUAAGACCCCUAAGAGUGGUGGCGGGGCGAUCAAGAAGGCUUUGACAGGGACAUUGACUGGGAAACCCCACGGCAAGGGACAUGGACACCGGCACAGUAACUCGACAACUUCCACCGCGUCGUUUACCGAUCAGGACGUGGCUGCAGUGAUGAGCACCCUGGACGAAAAGUGGGACAUGCAAGUUUCGAGGAUGCAAAAGUAUCUAUUUCGCAAUUAUUGUCGCGCACAGGGUGUGCCUUGGGAAGAUGGCGUUGGUGACGAGGACAGCCGGCGCACCACAGCGGCAGGAGACUCUUCGAUGGCGCAGAUCUUGCAGCGCGUCAAACUCGAUCGAACGCCGACUGCAGCACAACCGGAUGCCUUGGACUAUAUCGACGAGAAGCUGGGAAGGGACGGUAGCAGCCAGAUGAUAUUCCAGAUACCCGAGGAUUGA